UUUGAAUCUGCUGCUAGUACAUGGGAACUUUUUCAAACAUGAAACUGGAUUUCUUUUACACUUAUAUCUUUGGCGGUGAUGGGCAGUGAGUACUUCCGUGCUCUUUUUCAGUCUGGAAUGCGAGAAUGUCAGCAGAAGGAAAUAUCUUUACAAGGACUGACUGCUUCUAGUUUUAAUAUUAUGCUUAGGGUCCUGAGAGGGGAGAGACCUAUCUUAAACUGUGAGGAAAUUAUAGAGGCAGUUGAAUGUGCUGCUUUUUUGCAAGUAGAGACCCUUGAACAACACCUAAGUAACAUUAUUAAUUCAACGAACUGCCUUGUUAUGUGUCAUUCUGCCUCGGUGUAUGGCUUACUAAAUUUAUAUCACAAAUCUGCUUUAUUCAUAAGGGACAUGUACUUGGAUUUAAAAGAGUCAUUAGAGUGCAUGCCUGAAGAUGUUGUAGACUAUAUAGAGUCCCUCAGUCCCAGUACAUUUGUUGCAGUUGUGGCUCACUCCCCAUCUCUUGAAUUCCUGCAAGAUUUUUCAAGAACCAUUUGUUAUUUGGAUGAAGAUGAAAAAACAUGGAAAACACUAACUGAAUUGCCAGUUGAUGUUAGUACCUUCCUUGCUGGAAUCACUGUUUUGGAUAACAAACUCUACAUUGUAGGAGGAGUGUAUGGUGCUAGUAAGAAGGCAGUGGAGUACAGCUUCUGCUAUGAUGUUGAUAGUAACACCUGGAGCAAGUUUUCCUGCCCCCAGCAGCUCCGAUAUAAUUUAACAUUGACAGGGAAAGAAGGCUAUCUUUAUGCAAUUGGAGGAGAAUAUGAAAAGACUGUCAUUUCCUCAGUUGAAAAGUAUGAUAUUUCUAAAGGAACAUGGUCCUUUUGUUCUCAUCUGCCACAACCAGCUGCUGGAGCGGCUUGUGCCCAAGCUAUGAGCAGAAUUUUCCUUUGUUUGUGGAAGCCAUUGGAUACCACAGAUAUUUAUGAAUAUAAACCUAGAAAUGACUCUUGGACACUUAUAACAACAUUGAUUAGGCAACAAAGCUAUGGACAUUACAUGGUGGCCCAUAGGGAUAAUCUUUAUGUGAUGCGAAAUGGACCUUCGGAUGAUUUUUUGAGAUGUAUGAUAGACUGUUUUAACAUUACAACUAACAACUGGACAGCCCUUGCUGGUCAGUAUGUUAACAGCAAAGGUGCACUUUUCACAGCUUCUGUGAAAGGAGACUGGGUGUUCACUGUAAACCGAAUGUUAACCCUAGUUUAUUCUAUAGAGGAGAAUAAAUGGAAACCCAAGAAAGAAAUGAAAGGCUACCCUAGAGGAGGCUCUAUACAGACAUGUUUUCUUCGCCUCCCACAAUGUAAAAAAGAUCAGUUCAUUAAAAGUGUCACCAAUGACAGUCAAUAGUAUCCAAGGAACAGAUGCCUUCAUAAAAAUAAAUGAUAAAUAAAUACAUUUUUAAAGUAACUACAUACGUAUUUACUGCCAAAAUCUUGUAAAAUGUGUCUUUUUCUAUAUAAAAUAGCUUUAGAGAAAGUAAUUGGAAAUUUUUGAUGUUUGAAAAUAAUUCAUACUAUGUAAUAGCAAAUAAUAUGAGUAAUUAAAGAUUUUGAUGUUUUUAUUUUUA
Molecule: messenger RNA, 1606 nt
Organism: Polypterus senegalus (gray bichir)
Lineage: Eukaryota; Metazoa; Chordata; Cladistia; Polypteriformes; Polypteridae
Gene: kbtbd13
Product: kelch repeat and BTB (POZ) domain containing 13
Exons: 2
Coding region: 79-1386 (435 amino acids)
Molecular function (GO): protein binding
Source: RefSeq, a predicted model, not a curated record